Molecule: messenger RNA, 1222 nt
Organism: Orcinus orca (killer whale)
Lineage: Eukaryota; Metazoa; Chordata; Mammalia; Artiodactyla; Delphinidae
Gene: RTF2
Product: replication termination factor 2
Exons: 9
Coding region: 102-1022 (306 amino acids)
Biological process (GO): mitotic DNA replication termination; site-specific DNA replication termination at RTS1 barrier
Cellular component (GO): nucleus
Source: RefSeq, a predicted model, not a curated record
UUGCGUCACUGCGGCGCGCCGGAAGUGACUGCUACAGUCGCUAGGCAGCCCGGAAGUUGCGGCUGUAGGGGUUUACUUUGGACUCUGACUCCCGGCUUGCGAUGGGUUGCGACGGGGGAACAAUCCCCAAGAGGCAUGAACUGGUGAAGGGGCCGAAGAAGGUUGAGAAGGUUGACAAGAAUGCUGAGUUAGUGGCCCAGUGGAACUAUUGUACUCUAAGUCAAGAAAUAUUAAGACGACCAAUAGUUGCCUGUGAACUUGGCAGACUUUACAACAAAGAUGCCAUCAUUGAGUUUUUAUUGGACAAGUCUUCUGAAAAGGCUCUUGGGAAGGCAGCCUCUCACAUUAAAAGCAUUAAGAAUGUGACAGAACUGAGGCUGUCUGAUAACCCCGCCUGGGAAGGAGAUAAAGGAAACACUAAAGGUGACAAACACGAUGACCUCCAGCGGGCACGUUUCAUCUGCCCUGUUGUGGGCUUGGAGAUGAAUGGCCGACACAGGUUUUGUUUCCUGCGGUGCUGUGGUUGCGUGUUUUCUGAACGAGCCCUGAAAGAGAUAAAAGCAGAAGUUUGUCACACGUGUGGGGCUGCCUUCCAGGAGGACGACGUCAUCGUGCUCAAUGGCACCAAGGAGGACGUGGAAACGCUGAAGAGAAGGAUGGAGGGGAGGAGGCUGCGAUCCAAGCUGGGAAAGAAAACAAAGAAACCCAAGGUGGCAGAGUCUCUCUCAAAAUCAGAUGUCAGUGAAGAAGCCCCAGGACCGUCAAAAAUGAAGACAGGGAAGCCCGAAGAAACCAGCCUUGAUUCUCAAGAGAAGAAAACCACCUUGCCUCCCAGAAGUGCAGCAGCACAGGGGAGCUCUUCCGGAAAAGCCGGGAAGCCUCCGUGUGGAGCCAUGAAGAGGUCCAUCGCCGACAGCGGAGAGUCAGAAGCUUACAAGUCCCUUUUCACAACCCACAGCUCCGCCAAGCGCUCCAAGGAGGAAUCGGCCCACUGGGUCACCCACACAUCCUACUGCUUCUGAGGCCCAGGGCGCGGCCUCGGCGCACCCCACAGCUCGGAGCCGGCGUGGCAGGGCAAGACGGGGGCUCGGUGACCCUGCCGGCCCCACCCCGUCACCCUCUCCACUCACCUCCCCCAGUGCGCGUGGACCCGCCCACGGCCGAAAGCACGCUGGCCGCACUAUUUAUGCUUAAAAUAAUUAAAGAUGCCAGAUUCCUCAUG